UGCAGCACCAAGUUAGAGAGAGUAACAGAAUGGGGACAUGAAGUGACAGUUCACACCCAUCAGAGAGACACAGGGCUCCUGAUCAACAGGAGGAGAGACGCACAGAGAGACCAGAAGACACAGACAGAGACAGUGACAAGAAGAGAAAGAGGAAAGAGACCCCGGUACUGUGAUUGAUUCAUCAAGGCAGUGGAAACAGGAUGUGGGUCCUCAUCUCGGCAGCUCUACUUCUCUCUCUGACAGAGAGAGCCACAUGCGAUAAACUGGCAGCACCGCCAACAGCAUCACACUGGACCAUCACCGUCAGUCCAGCAGAAAUAACAGCAGAGAAGGGACUAUGUGCUGUUAUUUCAUGUACUUUCACUCACCCUGAUAACAUCAAGCCUACCGCUGCAGUAUGGUUCAAGUGCCCAACAAAGAACAAAUGUGAUAAGGAUAAAAACAUAAUUUUCCACUCUGAAACUCCCUCUAAAGCUCAGGAGGGUUAUAAACAGAGAGUGUCUCUACUGGAGACUGAUCUGACAAAGAAUAACUGUAGUGUGAUCAUCAACGACAUCAGAAAGAAUGAUGCUGGAGAGUAUCAAUUCAGACUUCCAAGUUCAUCUGCAUACUCGAAGAAAGUGAAAAUCACAGUGAGCGCUCUGACCCAGAAGCCCUCAGUGUUGACUCCUCCUCUGACAGAGGGAGAACCAGCUACUCCGACCUGCACCGCCCCGGGGAUGUGCUCUGGAACUCCUCCUAACAUCACAUGGACAUGGAGAGGAACAGGAGACAACAUCACUGAGCUCAGAGACAACACCACCAUACAGAUGAGAGAGGACCUGACCAAUGUGACAACAACCCACUUCUCAACGUUGACCUUUACCCCCUCAGCUGAACACCACAACAUGAUGGUUACGUGUCAAGUAACCUUCCAGAAAAAAAAUCAUAUUGAAGAGACAGUAACUUUGAAUGUGACAUAUGUGAAAGACCCCCAUAUAACUGGAAAUGAAAUGGUGAAGGAGGAUGGUACCCUGGAUCUGAUCUGCAGUGUUGACAGUUACCCUCCAUCUGAUAUCACUUGGAGUAAGAACGGGACAAGUGCCCCACUUCAGAAUUACACUCUCACCAUCUCCAAUGUGACAAGAGAACAUGCUGGGGAGUAUGUGUGUACAGUUCAACACCUCAACAGGACUAUGACAGCUUCCACUGUUGUCACUGUGAUGUACCUUCCUGUGAUUCUUCCUGGCUCUGGGUGUGUGGACCAGGCAGAGGUCAUGACCUGUGUGUGUGUCAGUCAGGGGGUUCCCUCACCCCUCAUAGUGUGGCACCUGCUGGAGUUCAACACAGAGAGGUGCAGCCUCACUAAGUCAGUGUUGAGUUCCUCAGUGAACAGCACCAUCAGUCUGCCUGUUGGACACCACAACAACACCACUGUGGAGUGUGUCAGCAGAAAUGUGGUGGGUGUAGUGAGAGAGAAGCUGCAGGUCACACAAAAUAAGAGCCAAGAAAAGCAAAGAGAGACGGUAUGGGAAGGAAUUAUAGCUAUGCUGUCGGACCUCAAAAUUAUUACUGCAUUUGUGGUUGGUGCAUCCCUCUCAGCCACCAUCUGUUGUAUCUUCCUGUGUUUGAAAGGGAAAUGUAAAAGACAAAAAGAGAGGAUCCCAAUGUACUCAGACUCCAAAAGCCCUUUCAUGAACCUGGAGAUGGUGACAUGUGAAGACCAACAGAUGGAUGCAGGACAGGCUGUGGGGGGCGAACAGACCCCUCUGCAGUUGGAGCUGAGCGAGGGAGCUGAAAAUGGAGGGCCCCAGACCAGUGGAGCCACGGGAAAAUUUGCCACAGGGGAAGAACUAAAUGAAGUGGACUACGCCAGAAUCAACUACUCCCUGCUGAAGAAGAAGACUCCUGAGGAGGCAGAGAAGAAGACCACUACCAUAGAGUCAGACUACGCCAAAAUCAAAAGAGAGAAGAAGAAAGAAGGGGAUGAAGAUGGAAGAGAGGGGAGUGGUGUGAAUAUGGGGAAGGAUGAGGAGAAAGAGAACAGUAAGCCAGCAGCAGAUUCAGUCCAGAAUGGCUGGGCGGUAUGCUGUACAGAGGGACUUCCUGGAUGCAGCAUCAGGUUAGAGGGAGGAGUAACAGACUGGGGACAUGAAGUGACAGUUCACACUCAUCAGAGACACAUGGCUCACAGUCAACAAGAAGAGAGAGCACACAGAGAGAGACCUGUGGACACAGACAAGGGGACCAGAGAAAGAGAACUGGCAGCACCACCAACAGCAUCACCCUGGACCAUCACCUUCAGUCCAGCAGAAAUAACAGCAGAGAAGGGACUAUGUGCUGUUAUUUCAUGUACUUUCACUCACCCUGAUAACAUCAAGCCUACCGCUGCAAUAUGGUUCAAGUGCCCAACAAAGGGCAAAUGUGAUAAGGAUAAAAACAUAAUUUCCCACUACAAAGAAUCCUCUAAUGCUCAAGAGGGUUAUAAACAGAGAGUGUCUCUGCUGGAGACUGAUCUGACAAAGAAGAACUGUAGUGUGAUCAUCAACAACAUCAGAAAGAAUGAUGCUGGAGAGUAUCAAUUCAGACUUCCAAGUUCAUAUACAUACCCGAAGAAAGUGAACAUCACAGUGAGCGCUCUGACCCAGAAGCCCUCAGUGUUGACUCCUCCUCUGACAGAGGGAGAACCAGCUACUCUGACCUGCACCGCCCCGGGGAUGUGCUCUGGAACUCCUCCUAACAUCACAUGGACAUGGAGAGGAACAGGAGACAACAUCACCAUACAGAUGAGAGAGGACCUGACCACUGUGACGACAACCCACUUCUCAACGUUGACCUUCACCCCCUCAGCUAAGCAUCACGGCACCAACGUCACAUGUCUGGUGACAUUCAAUGGCCGCAUCACCACUAAGAAGACGCUGACAAUGAAUGUGGCACAUGUGAAGGAACCCAAGAUCUCUGGCUGUAACACAGUGAGAGAGGGUGAUACCCUGAAUCUGACCUGCAGUGAUGACAGCUACCCACCAUCAUCAUCUAACAUCACCUGGAGUAAGAAGGGGACAACAGCUUUGGAACGGAAUAACUCUGGACGGGCCACUCUCAUCAUCUCUAACAUGACAAGAGAACAUGCUGGGGAGUACGUGUGUACAGCUCAACACCACAGUGGAUCUCUGACGGCUUCCACUGUUGUCACUGUGAUGUUGAACAGCACCAUCAGCCUGCCUGUCAGAAACCACACCAAUACCACUAUGGAGUGUGUCAGCAGAAAUGAAGCGGGCAGAGUGAGAGAGGUGCAAGUCACCCAAAUAGGAAAACAAGAAGAGGAUGUGUCUAAAGACAUCAUGGCUUUGCUGUCGGACCUACAACUGAUUACUGCAUUUGUGGUUGGUGCAUCCCUCUCAGCCACCAUCUUUUGUAUCUUCCUGUGUUUGAAAGGGAAACGUAAAAGACGCAAAGAGAGGAUCCCAAAGGACUCAGAUUCCAAAAGCCAUUUCAUGAACCUGGAGAUGGUGGCAUGUGAAGACCAACAGAUGGAUGCAGGACAGGCUGUGGGGGGCAAACAGACCCCUCUGCAGGUGGAGCUGAGGGAGGGAGAAGAAAACGGAGGGCCCCAGACCAGUGGAGCCGUAGGGAAAUCUACCACAGGGGGAGAACCAAAUGAAGUGGACUACGCCAGCAUCAACUACUCCCUGCUGAAGAAGAAGACUCCUGAGGAGGCAGAGAAGAAGACCACCACCACAGAGACAGACUACGCCGAAAUCAAACGACAGAAGAAGAAUGAGGCGGAAGAAGAUGGUGGAGAGGGGAGUGGUGUGAUGGAAGAGGUGGAAUGGGAGGAAGGGGAGGAGAUGGUAGGGAAGGAAGAGGAGAAAGAGAACGGUAAGCCAUUACGAGAGACAGAUGAGGAUACAGCACUUUACUCCAACGUCAAGGCUAUAAUGGGUGGAGAGUGACACUGCAACGUGGGAAAUAGCGCACAGUACUAAAUGGCUUCUAAUAUACAGCACUGCAGUGUUUUCUCAUAUUCCAGAUGGAAUGUUUUAUGAUGAUAGAGGCUUUGUUUAACUGAAACUACUGUAGGAAAUAGUUUUGGUAAUUCUUUCUUUUUCAGCCUUGUCUAAUGUAAUGUUAGUUUUGUAAUGAUUCUGUUUUUGUGUCACCAUGGAAGGACAUGGUGUCUCCUCUGAUCCUUCAUGUUUUUGUAUUUUGAUUUAACCCUAAACCUAUAUAUUGAGGCACUACCUUACUUUUGAGGUUUGUGUGUAUUUUAGUUGUUUGCUAUUUUCUAAGAAUUUCUAAAUGAUGUUUUAACUGUCUUGUAGCAUGAUGUACUACAGUACCCAUAAUGCUCUGUAUCAAUAUACGGUUUCAUCUUGGUAAAGACGUUCCUAAAGCUAA
Molecule: messenger RNA, 4377 nt
Organism: Oncorhynchus nerka (sockeye salmon)
Lineage: Eukaryota; Metazoa; Chordata; Actinopteri; Salmoniformes; Salmonidae
Exons: 18
Coding region: 201-3932 (1243 amino acids)
Source: RefSeq, a predicted model, not a curated record